CCUCCCCACAUCUGCACCACAUAUUAAUAAUGCAUCCAAAGCACUCCUCUCUUCAUCCUCGUCUCCACCGCUUCUUCCCCUCCCGCUCUCUUCCGCCUCUACUUGGCCGUGUUGUCCCCGCUGCUCCUCCGGCUUCCCAGAUAUGAAUGGUGUCACUAGCUCAAGCUUGUUUCCUUUGCAGCGCUGUAAAACUGUGCACCUGGUCAGACAUGCACAAGGCAUUCAUAAUGUGAAAGGUGAAAAAGACUACAGAGCAUACUUAUCUCCAGAACUUUUUGAUGCACCCCUUACUCCAUUGGGAUGGGAUCAGGUCGAUAAUCUCCGUAAACACAUUAGAGCCUGCGGCCUAUAUAAGAAAAUUCAAUUGGUUAUCACCUCUCCUUUGCUAAGAACAAUGCAAACUGCCGUAGGGGUUUUUGGAGGAGACAGCUAUAGUGAUGGGGUCAAUGUGCCUGCCUUAAUGGUUGAAAACGUUGGGAAUAGUAACCGGCCUGCAAUUUCAAGCUUGAACUCUCCACCAUUUGUAGCGGUUGAAUCUUGCCGGGAGCAUUUGGGAGUUCGCCCAUGUGAUAAGAGGAGAAAUAUAAGUGAAUAUCGGCAUCUUUUCCCUGCAAUUGAUUUUUCUUUGAUAGAGAAUGAUGAAGACAUCUUGUGGAAAGCUGAUGUCAGAGAGACAAAUGAAGAGGUUGCAGCUAGAGGAGUAAAGUUUUUAAACUGGUUAUGGACACGAAAAGAGAAUGAGAUUGUUGUCGUUAGCCAUAGUGGGCUCUUGUAUCAUACCCUAAAAAUGUUUGGUAGUGACUGCCAUCCCAUCGUCAAAGAGGAAAUCAGCAAACAACGUCACUUUAGAGAAUCCAUUGAGCUCAAUUUCCUGGUAUACUAAAAUUGCUAAUGAUGCUACUACGGGAGUUCGAUGAAGAAGGAACUAGUCCAGUUAGUAUUUUGAAUAAACAUGAUUUUGAGGUGUGCACCAACCCUUUCAAAAAGUAGAAUCAGCAUAUUUGAUAUUUUGAUUAUAAUUAAGUAGAUAUUUUAGAAAAUAGAAGAGGCUAGAAUGCUAGUUAUGAACAUAUAGCAUUUAUCAAUUGUAAACAUGUCCUAGUUUUCACGAUAUAUAACACUUUAUUGCAGUUGUUACUUGUUACUGGAUGAGUCUAGUUUCAAUUGAAUAUUUUUUACCAAGUACCCGCUGUCAGAUUUCUUGUUUCGGUGUUGAUAGGAUGACUAUUUGUUCAAUGGAAUAGUAUCUUAUAAUUAUUUUACUC
This is a messenger RNA of Musa acuminata AAA Group (dessert banana), 1265 nucleotides long. RefSeq names its product phosphoglycerate mutase-like protein 1. Bases 143 to 883 code for a protein of 246 amino acids. The transcript has 9 exons. Gene Ontology annotation, cellular component: cytoplasm. NCBI's taxonomy places the organism in Eukaryota, Viridiplantae, Streptophyta, Magnoliopsida, Zingiberales, Musaceae. The record is from RefSeq and is a predicted model, not a curated record. Gene Ontology annotation, molecular function: phosphatase activity.